This is a messenger RNA of Varanus komodoensis (Komodo dragon), 6580 nucleotides long. It is a transcript of the gene EXOG, whose product is annotated as exo/endonuclease G. The record is from RefSeq and is a predicted model, not a curated record. The transcript is spliced from 5 exons. NCBI's taxonomy places the organism in Eukaryota, Metazoa, Chordata, Lepidosauria, Squamata, Varanidae. The coding region runs from base 3957 to 4931 and encodes 324 amino acids. Gene Ontology annotation, biological process: apoptotic DNA fragmentation. Gene Ontology annotation, cellular component: mitochondrial inner membrane; nucleus. Gene Ontology annotation, molecular function: 5'-3' exonuclease activity; nucleic acid binding; metal ion binding.
AGGUGGCUUUGAGCCAGGCACCGUCUCCUGGCCGAGCCUACCUUACAGGGUCGUUGUGAGAUAGGAGAGGAAAAUGAAGAGGGAAGGACUCUGCAAGCCCACCUGGGUUCCUUGCUAAAGAGGAUGGACUAUAAAUGAAAUCGAAUCAUAGUAUGCCUCAGUUCACUUGCUAGCAUUUUGUACCUCUUGCAGUUUUAUUGCAGAUAACUAUAGGCCUGUUUUCAAACACACAGGUAUGGACAGAAGAACAGUAAAUAGUGGGGCCACAAGGUCAGGAAGGAUGUCUGUGGGCUGUAUGGGAAGCAUUAGUGUAUCAUUUUUGUAGGCCUUUAAACCUUGUGUAGAAAUGUUAACAACUCUAGCUGCUUGGUUCUGUCGUUUACCAUUUUGGCCUCUGAACCAAUGUAGAUGCUUGUGAGAGUGUGCAUUUAGUGUGUGCUACAUAAAUCUGUCAAAAAUCACAGACUGGCGAUGUGUUGACAUCUUUAAAAAAAAAAAAAGGAAAUUUGUCAAGAAGGAUCAAGUAACAGCCUGAUUUUGACAGUUUCAAGAUUGUGGUGCAUCCUCUCCUUCCCACACAUUUUGCUCACUUUUAGGUAGUGGGUGGAGCAUUUUGUGUGAACAGUCAGUGGCAUCUGUUUUUUUUUUUAAUUGUUCAUACAGUUUAAUUUGCUCCAAACAGUGUUUUUAGUUUUUAUUGUCUUGGUUAUAUGUAGAUGUAAUUAGAAUAUAAGAAGAGCUCUGUUGAAUUAGACCAAAAGUUUGUCUAAUUCAGUUUUUGGAUUUCUACAGUAUCCAAUCAGUGAUAUAAACGUGAACAUUUCUUCUAACACAGAUCCCUCUUAGUGAUUACUUUUAAAUUUAAUAAUAAUUUGGGUUUUAGCCCGCUCCUAGCUGAGGCUGAGGGAUCUUCCAUUCAGGCUGCUCAGUCUCAGCAGCACUGCAGCCUCAGAAGUACAUGAAGUUCUCAGCUUGUGAUUCCCAAGUUCUUUAAGUGAUCUGCAGAAAGGCUGAGGAACAAUGAAAAAUAAAUUAUGGUAAAAAAUAAAAGUACUCAACACUGGACUUGAUUAAUUUUUUUCUAAUAAGAGAAAUCAAAACACGUUGAUUGAGGCCUAGGGUUCCUCACUGAUAUAACACAACAUGGAUGCAAUCUCAUCAUUUCCCCCUAUAUAUGUAUCAUUUAAAAGGACACUUCAUGAUGUCCUGGUUUAGGGCCUGUGGUUUUCAUACUAAACAGAUUUUGAAGAUGAUGCCCCUGCAGAUGGAAAGAUGUUAUUAAAAUAUGGAUUAUGUGUGUGCUUUGAUUUGUAUAAUAAAACAUUUAAGAGUUCUGCUGAUAUUGCGAGCAAUUUUCAAGUGGUCUGUGCCAACAGGCAGGGUGGGGGACAGAAUGUUUGAGAAUCACUGUCCUACACUUUUCAUAGAAUGCUGUCACCAGUUUCUAAAGAAAAUACAAAACUCUACUGGAAAUAUUUCUUGCAUUAUUAUGACAUUUUAGGCCCAUGGGAAUUAUGUUACUUAAAAACCAUGGGAGUUAUACUACUUAUGUUUUAAAGCACACACUGAAAACAUUGUGUACAACAGAAUAGAGAAUAGGUUUAUGCGUUCCAGUUUGAAAUAACAUACUUGUAUUGCACAAAGGCAAAUAGAUAUUAAAAGUAACAUUUUUUUUGAAAGGCAAACAAAUUAUUUUACUAUGGCAUAAAAUCAAAGCAACCUGUGGUUUAUUCAUAAAUUGUUAAAUAUAAAUUGAAUUAAAAAUAACAUCCACCUCCUCUCUCCCUGCAAACAAUGAAAAUCAAUCAACAGUGUAUUGGGGAAGUGGUUUUCUCUGGCUCUUGUCACACCAGUAGUUAAUUGCUAGUGAUGACAUAUUUUUCAUUUUAUGGUAACUUAAGUGUAUUUGUAUUACUGUUAUCAUAAAAAUCAAUCUGAAGUGGUGGGCAAAAGAUUAUAGUAUGCAAUGAAUUGUCCAUUUGUCACUUUCAACACACUGAAUUUUAAAAAAACGUGAAAAGUGAAGUGAGUUCUUAGCAAACUCUCUUUAAAAUUCUUGGUGUUUGGGUGAUCUUUUAGGGUUGCCAUCCUCUACCAUUAGAGCCUAAAAACUGACUUGCCCCAUCACACCAAAAGUCCAUCCAUCCUGUACUUUGUUUUCUAUGCACAAUGCCUUGGGAUAAGUCCAUAUUACAUAGUGGUUAGAGUAUUGGAGAAGAAAUGAGGAGAUGGAGGUUCAGAUAUGUGCUCACUGUGUGACUUUGGGCUAAUCACUUCCUGUUAGCCUAAUCUGCCUCAAUGGUUUCCUCUGAAGAUAGAAUGGGUGAGGAGACAGAGCAGGCUGCCUUGAGUGCCUUGUAGUAGAGAUGGAAUAUAGAUAUUAAUGCAAUGCUAACCCUUAGGAAGCUCUUCUUGCAUUCAGCACCAGGAAAGACACACGUCUUUUCCAGGCAGUUGGACAUAAGUUAUGGCCCAACUGUGCUGUUCAAACUUGACUGAGUUUAUGUGGGAAGAGUGGGGAGAGAUUUUGUAUGUUGGGGAUGAACACUUUUCAUAAUGCAUUAUGUUUAGAUUUUGUGUUUUUGUAUUAUUGUGCUGAUUAUGGAUUAUUGAUUUUAUGUUUUUUCUGCUAUAAUCAUGGAUUUUGGUAUUUGUAUUUGUGAGUUGCUUUGAAACUGCUUUUUGCAGUGGGAAAGGAUGCAUAAAUUUAAUUAAAAAACUGAUUUUCAUAAUCCAUAAUAAAUGGCUCCUGAGAUAGGCAGUAUUGAGCAAGAUGGACCAAUGAUCGACUUGGUAUAAGGUAACUUUCUGUGUUUCUUUGCUUUAUUACUACAUGAUGAUGAGGAUGAGGAUGAUGAUGAUGAAUAUAAUUGCAUUCUACCCUUCCACUGCAUUUGCAGCACUCAGGAUGGCUUACAAGAUUUUAAAAUCAAUAAAAUCCAACAUAAAUUAAACAAUAAUACACAGAAUGAACAGAGACAGGUGCAACAGAUAAAACCAGUCUUAAACACCCCAAAAGAAUAAUUACCUCGGCAGCCAGAAAAGAAUCUUCAACUUUAAAGGAAAUCUGCCAAAAUAACAAUGCCCUAGCCAUCUUGCAAAUAUAAGAGGAGAGUGGGCCAAAUAGACCAUUGUAGUGAAUUCUAUAAUCUAGGUACAGCUACAGUGAAGGCCCUUUCCCAUGCCCCAGUCAGUUAUGACUUAGCCACUGUUAAAGCAUGAAGAAAAUGCUCUCCAGCAGAUCUUUUAAGUGGGCAAGCUGGCAUGGAAGCAGAUGGUUUUACUUAAAGGGCUCAGGCCUAGGUAAUCAUAUUCACUUUGAAUUUUGCCCACACGAGAAUUAGCAGUAUUUUUACCAAGUUUUUUGGUUGACAGUGCAUUAGUUUUUAUCAGUUGCAUGACAAACAAAUGAUCCAGUUGAUAGUUUUUCCAUCUCUAUAAUUUUCAUGAUGGGAAAUGUAACAGCUGUUGAUUUCUUACACACCCAUACCAACCAAAGAAUGGGGAACAUGUAAGCACUAUGUUGUUGGACUGCAACUCCCAUUAUGCUAGGGUUGAUGGAGGUUGCAGUCUAUCAACAUCUGGAAGGCUACAUAUUCUGUAUCCCUGAACUAAAGGCACAAGAAUCUUGUUAGAAAAAAAUGGCCAUCUUGCAUUUUAAAGGGUAAUUUAUUUAUUUUGUAUAACUUUUUCACUUCCAACUUUAUUUAUUAUUUAAAUAUACUCUUAAGUACUUUCCAUGUUCCUAAUCCUAACCCCAAACUUGUGGUAGUAUUUCAUAUAUAUAUACCCAGCCCUAAUCCUGAAGGCUUAGGACUGGCAGCAAUAGCUUUUAAAACAAACAUAAGCACAAUGUAAAUCUGAAGGAAAAAUUCAGACACUGCUGUUAUUAUUAGCACAACUCAUGUAUGCAGUUCUGCUUCUUAGGAAUUUGAUGCAUUUUUGUCACCUUUUCUAUGGGUGUUAUUAUGUUUGUUUCUCUCUUAGAACCUGUGACAGAGUCUGUCUUGAAAAAGUAUGGCUUUCCUGCAUCUGGAACCCAGAUCAAAUGUUACACUAAUCAUGCACUGUCUUAUGAUCAGGCAAAGCGGAUACCUAGUUGGGUGAUUGAACAUAUUUCUAAACAUAAAACCUUGGGCAAUGCAGACAGAAAACAUUGUAAAUUUAGACCUGAUCCUAGCAUCCCUCCAAUGUUCAGUGCCAUGAAUGAAGACUACAUCGGGAGUGGCUGGUCACGAGGCCAUAUGGCACCAGCAGGGGAUAACAAAUACUCACCAAAAGCCAUGGCAGAAACGUUUUAUCUGUCCAACAUAGUACCUCAGAACUAUGAGAAUAAUGCUGGAUUCUGGAAUAGAAUAGAAAUGUAUUGUCGGGAACUGACUGAAAGAUUUGAAGAUGUCUGGAUUGUUUCAGGACCUUUGAUGUUACCUCAGAUAGAUGAUGAUGGGAAGAAAAGAGUUGUCUAUCAGGUAAUUGGAAAAGAUGAUGUGGCUGUACCUUCACAUCUGUACAAAGUGAUUCUUGCCAGACAAAGUGAAGCUUCCACAGAUCCGUUGGCACUUGGAGCCUUCGUAGUGCCCAACAUCCCUAUUGGCUUUGACCACCAGCUGCUGGAAUUCCAAGUUAACAUUGAAGACCUAGAGAAAAUGGCAGGCCUUAUUUUCUUUCCACAAGUAGAUAAAUCCAAAGAUGUUAGAAAUAUUUGUGAGGUUGAUACUUGUAAACUAAUGAAUUUCGAGGAGUUUACUUUGUACAUCACUACUCGCAAGUUACAGAAUGCUAGGACGCUGGAGCGUUUGGGAAAGAUCAUGUCUGAAUUACAGGAAAAAGGAAUCAAGCCCAAUGAAUAUCUUUUAAAGGUUUAUAAGAAGAAGAAGGAAGAAUUAGAAAUGCAGAUGCCAACUGAACUGAGAGAAGGCAGAGCUGGUUAAUGUCUUAUUUAAAAACAACAAGCCUGUGUGUUUAUUUUCUGUAAAGAGCUUUUAUGUAGUGAUUCUGGUAUUGUUAAGAAGCAAUCUUGGCCAAGCUUUUAAACUGGCUGGGCUUCUCUGGGGAAAGCAUAGCAUUCUUCUGAGAUAAAUUAAAACAACCCCUGAAGCACGGUUUGGCAGCUGGACUUUCGGCAACUAGUUUGGGUCCUUUUUCAAAUCAGUCAUCAGAUUUUGGGUUUAUUUGGAGCCUGUUCUAAGAAUAAUACAAAUGUAUUAUUUGUAUUAUACAUUAUUUUACCUAAGGUAAAAAAUAGUUACCGUAGGAAUAUGAGUAGAAUUUGUUUUGAUUUCAUUUUCUAACUUGAUGCUUUAGAAGUGAUGUUAGUUAAUGUGUAUGUACUCAAUCAUAAUUGUAUGAAGAAACAUUUCAGCUGUUAAACCUAAUUGUAUCUUUAAAAGAGAAUAAGGGUACAUUCCUGUUGCCUUUGCAGCAGAUGCAUCCGACCUAGGAGGCUGACAAGUAUCUAGUGCAAGCUGCAAGGCAGGGUAGCAACAGCAAGCUCCAACAUUUCCGUACCGCAUGCUCUACAUUUUAUCUGGAUGGCUGUCAGCAGCCCUAUAGAUUUGGGGCUGGCAAGGGGGAGGGUAGAAAAGUAAGCAGCUGACUAGAAACAGCACAGCUCCAUAGCCCCUCCCUCCCUCCCUUCCUCGUCCACCAGGAUAACCCUUUUCCCCUACUCCACGGCUCACUUGCGACCUUGAAGGGGCGUCUGGCAAGGGUCUUUCCAUACCAGCUGUGAGGGGCAGGGUGGGGGGCACUGACCUCAGAGGCAGUGUUCAGAGACCAUAGGAUUGUGUCGUAUCUCUCUGAUAACCUCUAGUUUCUAUUAAUUUUUGUAAACCGCCCAGAGAGCUUUGGCCAUGGGCAGUAUAGAAAUAAUAAUAAUUUUUAUUUAUUAUUUUUCCCUUCAGUGAAACUUCUAAGUACCUGCAUUAUGUACCUGGCUUUUUUUUAUUUAUUUGGUGCCAUUAUGUUAUGUUUCAAGAUGUCUGGCUACCUUUUCUUUGUUGUAGCACCCUAUUAAUUUUUUUCAUUGAACUAAACCUCCCUAGAAUGUAUUGGUUCUUGACACAAAGCCUCUAAUUUCCUUCCACUAUUAUCACAUCAUUAGAAAACCCCCAUAACACCCCAACUUAUCAGUGCUUUUACUUUUAUUGAUAUUCUUUGUUUGAAAACAAAUGUCUGUAAAGCUUCUGUUUCCAUAUGCCUUGAGAAGCUCUCUGAUAAAUGAAGUGAGUUUUAAUGCACAUUUCCACAAGGCUUCAAUUGUAUUGUUUGUUUCUUCAGAAAUGCAGGAUGAGCUUCAUUGCAUGAGGGCCCUGCUUCCUUCCAUGCUUGCACAGAAAUAUUUCCCUUUCCUUUUUUCCUCCAAAGCCACUUCACCAAACUUGUGACACAAAGAUGGAGACAAUCAGGACUGCAGUUCAGGGAGAAUGCUUAGAAGGUGUUUUCAGCUCUACUCUUGUGCUUCUCUGAAUCACAGCUGUGGGCUUUUCUGGGCUAUAAUGUACAACUUCUGAGUGGCAAAUAUUUUAAAAGAAAUGUUUCCAGUCAGUCAAUAAACAUUUUCUUAAGCCCUGUGCACCAA